Molecule: messenger RNA, 805 nt
Organism: Arabidopsis arenosa
Lineage: Eukaryota; Viridiplantae; Streptophyta; Magnoliopsida; Brassicales; Brassicaceae
Source: the annotation of a GenBank genome assembly
AUUUCUAUCUUUUUAUCAUUCGAUUUUCUUCUUCUUCUUCUUCUAAAGAGAUUUUUCCCCAAGAAAGUUCGCUUUUUUUUCUCUGUUCUUUAGAUAAAAAUCUCUGCUUUUUUCUCCUUCUGUGGGUAUUAGCGUGAUGUCUUCGGAGAAUGAUUUCGCUGAGUUUUCUUCUAUGUUCGAGAGAAUGAUCCAAGGAGGAGGCGAUGGUCUCUCUCGAUUUUUGCCGGUGAUUGUAGCUUUAGCCGCCAGAGAAGACGAUGAUGACCAAGAAUCGACUAAUCAGACGACGAAUCCAAGGCUGGUGAUGUUCAGAUCGGGUUUUGGACUCGACGAUUUUAUCAGCGGCGGUGGAAAACAGGGGAGAUCGCCGGCGUCGAAAUCAGCGGUGGAGAACAUGCCACGUGUCGUGAUCGGAGAAGAUGAAGAGAAAGGAGGUUCUUGCGCGAUUUGCUUGGAGGAGUGGUCUAAAGGUGACGUGGCGGCGGAGAUGCCGUGUAAACACAAGUUUCACUCAAAGUGUGUGGAGGAGUGGUUAGGGAUGCACGCCACGUGUCCUAUGUGUAGGUAUGAGAUGCCUGUUGAAGAAGUGGAAGAAGAGAAGAAGGGUUGGGAUUUGGAUUGGUUUCUCCAUUAACUCCGGCGAGAGAAGAAACGCAGAAGACGGAGGAAGAAGAAGUUAAAGUGACUCGAACCCUCGUGAUGAAACAGAGGCUUAGGUUUAGGUUUGGUAGAAGAAAGUUUUGUAUAGUUUCGUUUUCGUUUUUUUUUUAAUCAGUUUCGAUUUUAAUAAAAUUUGUUACUGAAA